AUGUCGGAAUCUGAAGGCGGGAAAGAAACCACCCUAGAGCCUUGUCCAGCCAAUGGAACGGGGCCUGGUCAUGAAUGGGGGCUCUGCCAUGGCCCCCCAGCUGAAGGGGAUGAAAUCUGCUGGACAUCAGAUCUGGGCACCCCUCGACGAAGGACCCAGCACAGCAAGCACAAGAUGGUGGCAGUGGCCAGUGUACAGAGGUCACCCCGGGCACUCUUCUGCCUCACCUUGGCCAAUCCCCUACGGCGGUCCUGCAUCAGCAUUGUGGAGUGGAAGCCUCAUACUCACCAAGCCCUACCCUGUCCCCCACUAGCUUUCUCCCUCCCCAAAUAACUUUCCCUCCCAAAAUAACUCUCCAAUCUCUCACCCUGCCCCUGGCUCUGCCCUCAGGAGCAGGUGGAGUAUGUUUUCCUGGUGAUUUUCACCGUGGAGACUGUGCUCAAGAUCGUGGCCUAUGGGCUGGUGCUCCACCCCAGCGCCUACAUUCGCAAUGGCUGGAACCUACUCGACUUCAUCAUCGUCGUGGUCGGGUGCCUGCACAUCGUGCUCAAUUCCAUCAUGAAGGCGCUGGUGCCUCUGCUGCACAUCGCACUGCUCGUGCUUUUCGUCAUCAUCAUUUAUGCCAUCAUCGGACUCGAGCUGUUCCUCGGACGCAUGCACAAGACAUGCUACUUCCUGGGAUCUGAUGUGGAGGCAGAGGAGGAUCCUUCACCUUGUGCGUCUUCUGGCUCUGGGCGUGCGUGCGUGCUGAACCAGACUGAGUGCCGUGGGCGCUGGGCAGGGCCUAACGGAGGCAUCACCAACUUCGACAACUUCUUCUUUGCAAUGCUGACUGUCUUCCAAUGCGUCACCAUGGAAGGCUGGACUGAUGUGCUCUACUGGAUGCAGGAUGCCAUGGGAUAUGAGCUGCCCUGGGUGUACUUUGUGAGCCUGGUCAUCUUUGGGUCCUUCUUCGUUCUCAACCUUGUGCUGGGCGUCCUGAGUGGAGAGUUCUCCAAGGAGAGGGAAAAAGCAAAAGCACGAGGGGACUUCCAGAAGUUGCGUGAGAAGCAGCAGUUGGAGGAGGACCUGCGGGGCUACCUAGACUGGAUCACCAAGGCUGAGGGACUGGACAUCAAGGACCCUUCUACAGGCAACAACUCCAAUUCUGUGGCUAAAGAGGGCCGGGCUGGCCACUGACCUCAGCUGGCCGACCUGACCAAUAGGAGACUUGGACGUCUGCGCUGGUUCAGUCACUCCACCCGGUCCACACAGUCCACCAGCAGCCAUGCCAGCCUCCCAGCCAGCGACAUUGGUUCAAUGGUGGAAACCCCAGGAGAUGAGGAGGAGGAAGAGGGGGCUCUGGCCAGCUGUACACGCUGCCUAAACAAGAUCAUGAAAACCAGAGUGUGCCACCGCCUCCGCCAUGCCAACCGAAGCUUGCGUGCACACUGUCGGUGGGCAGUGAAGUCCAAUGUCUGCUACUGGUCUGUGCUGCUGCUGGUCUUCCUCAACACGCUGACCAUUGCCUCAGAGCACCACGGGCAGCCCAUGUGGCUCACCCAGACCCAGGAGUAUGCAAACAAAGUGUUGCUCUGUCUAUUCACGGUGGAAAUGCUUCUCAAGCUGUAUGGUCUGGGUCCCUCUGCCUAUGUCUCCUCCUUCUUCAACCGUUUUGAUUGCUUCGUGGUCUGUGGAGGCAUCCUGGAGACCACUCUGGUGGAGGUAGGGGCCAUGCAGCCCCUGGGCAUCUCAGUACUCCGAUGUGUGCGCCUUCUCAGGAUUUUUAAGGUUACCAGACACUGGGCAUCUCUCAGCAACCUGGUGGCAUCCUUGCUCAAUUCAAUGAAAUCUAUCGCAUCCCUGCUUCUUCUCCUCUUCCUGUUUAUCAUCAUCUUCUCUCUGCUUGGCAUGCAGCUGUUUGGGGGCAAGUUCAACUUUGACCAGACCCACACCAAGCGAAGUACCUUUGACACCUUCCCCCAGGCCCUCCUCACUGUCUUUCAGAUUCUAACAGGCGAGGACUGGAACGUGGUCAUGUAUGAUGGUAUCAUGGCCUACGGCGGUCCUUUCUUCCCAGGAAUGCUAGUCUGCAUCUAUUUCAUCAUCCUCUUCAUCUGCGGCAACUACAUCCUGCUAAACGUGUUUCUUGCCAUUGCUGUGGACAACCUGGCUAGUGGGGAUGCAGGCACUGACAAUGACAAGGGCAGGGAAAAGAGCACUGAGGAGAACCUCCCACAGGAGAAUGGGAUGUUGGUGCCUGAUGGGGAGAACAAGGAAGAAGAAGGUGCAAAGAGUGAAGGAGCAGGCAUGAAAGAGGAGGAGGAAGAGGAAGAAGAAGGUGCAGGGAGUGUGGAAAUUCUGCAGGAAGUUGUACCCAAGGAGAAGGUGGUACCCAUCCCAGAGGGCAGCGCCUUCUUCUGCCUUAGUCAAACCAACCCGCUGAGGAAGGCCUGCCACACCCUCAUCCACCAUCAUAUCUUCACCAAUCUUAUCCUGGUGUUCAUCAUCCUGAGCAGUGUGUCCCUAGCCGCAGAGGACCCCAUCCGAGCCCAUUCUUUCCGCAACCACAUUCUGGGAUACUUUGACUAUGCCUUCACCUCCAUCUUCACUGUGGAGAUUCUACUAAAGAUGACUGUAUUUGGGGCCUUCCUGCACCGUGGUUCCUUCUGCCGUAGCUGGUUCAAUCUGUUGGAUCUGCUGGUAGUCAGUGUAUCCCUCAUCUCCUUCGGCAUCCACUCCAGCGCCAUCUCGGUGGUGAAGAUUCUGAGAGUACUCCGAGUACUGCGGCCUCUCCGAGCCAUCAACAGAGCCAAGGGACUCAAGCACGUGGUGCAGUGUGUGUUUGUUGCCAUCCGGACCAUUGGAAACAUCAUGAUUGUCACCACACUCUUGCAAUUCAUGUUUGCCUGCAUUGGCGUGCAACUCUUCAAGGGAAAAUUCUACAGUUGCACUGAUGAGGCUAAACACACUCCCCAAGAAUGCAAGGGCUCCUUCCUGAUCUACCCUGAUGGAGAUGUGUCACAUCCUCUGGUUCGAGAGCGGCUCUGGGUCAACAGUGAUUUCAACUUUGACAAUGUCCUUUCAGCUAUGAUGGCCCUGUUCACUGUCUCCACCUUUGAAGGCUGGCCUGCACUGCUAUACAAGGCCAUUGAUGCACAUGCAGAAGACAAGGGCCCCAUCUAUAAUUACCAUGUGGAGAUCUCUGUGUUCUUCAUUGUCUACAUCAUCAUCAUUGCUUUCUUCAUGAUGAACAUUUUUGUGGGCUUUGUCAUCAUCACCUUCCGUGCUCAGGGUGAACAGGAGUACCAAAACUGUGAGCUAGACAAGAACCAGCGCCAGUGCGUGGAGUAUGCUCUCAAGGCCCAGCCACUCUGCCGCUACAUCCCCAAGAAUCCACAUCAGUAUCGUGUAUGGGCCACUGUGAACUCUGCUGCCUUCGAGUACCUCAUGUUCCUGCUCAUCCUGCUCAACACAGUUGCCCUAGCCAUGCAGCACUAUGAGCAGACCGCUCCCUUCAACUACGCCAUGGACAUCCUCAAUAUGGUCUUCACUGGCCUCUUCACUGUUGAGAUGGUGCUCAAAAUCAUCGCCUUCAAACCCAAGCACUAUUUUGCCGAUGCCUGGAACACAUUUGAUGCUCUUAUUGUGGUGGGCAGCGUGGUGGACAUCGCAGUCACUGAAAUCAAUAAUGGUGGACACCUGGGCGAGAGCUCUGAGGACAGCUCCCGCAUUUCCAUUACCUUCUUUCGCCUUUUCCGUGUCAUGCGACUAGUCAAGCUUCUCAGUAAGGGUGAAGGAAUCCGUACAUUGCUCUGGACAUUCAUCAAGUCCUUUCAGGCCUUGCCCUAUGUGGCUCUUCUCAUUGCAAUGAUAUUCUUCAUCUAUGCAGUCAUUGGCAUGCAGAUGUUUGGCAAAGUGGCUCUUCAGGAUGGCACUCAGAUCAACCGAAAUAACAACUUCCAGACAUUUCCACAAGCUGUGCUGCUUCUAUUCAGGUGUGCCACUGGUGAGGCAUGGCAGGAGAUAAUGCUUGCCAGCCUUCCUGGGAAUCGGUGUGACCCUGAGUCUGACUUCAACCCUGGCGAGGAGUUUACCUGUGGUAGUAAUUUUGCCAUCGCCUAUUUUAUCAGCUUCUUCAUGCUCUGUGCCUUCCUGAUCAUAAAUCUCUUUGUGGCUGUGAUCAUGGACAAUUUUGAUUAUCUAACCAGAGACUGGUCUAUCUUGGGCCCCCAUCACCUGGAUGAAUUCAAGAGGAUCUGGUCGGAAUAUGACCCUGGGGCCAAGGGCCGCAUCAAGCACCUGGAUGUGGUUGCCCUCCUGAGACGCAUCCAGCCUCCCCUGGGAUUCGGAAAGCUGUGUCCACACCGAGUAGCCUGCAAGAGACUUGUAGCAAUGAACAUGCCCCUCAACUCGGAUGGGACGGUGACAUUCAACGCCACACUCUUUGCCCUGGUUCGAACUUCUCUGAAGAUCAAGACAGAAGGAAACCUGGAGCAAGCUAACCAGGAAUUGCGGAUUGUCAUCAAAAAGAUCUGGAAGCGGAUGAAGCAAAAGCUUCUAGAUGAGGUCAUCCCCCCACUUAAUGAGGAAGAGGUCACCGUGGGCAAAUUCUACGCCACAUUUUUGAUCCAGGACUACUUCCGUAAAUUUCGGCGAAGAAAAGAAAAGGGGCUACUAGGGACUGAGGCCCCCCUAAGCACCUCCUCUGUCCUUCAGGCUGGUCUGAGGACCCUACAAGACUUGGGUCCUGAAAUACGGCAUGCCCUCACCUGUGACACAGAUGAGGAAAAGGAGGAAGAGGGGCAAGAGGGAGAGGAUGAGGAAGAUGAGAAGGACCCAGAAAUCUACCAAGCCCCAGUGGUCUCCCAGUCCCCAUCUCGCCGGAGUUCCACAAUUUCCGUGUCUCUGCCUGUUGAGGACAGACUCCCAGACUCACUCUCCAUUGGGCUCAGUGAUGAUGAUGGGGAGGUUCCCAACUCCAGGCAGUCCAGUGUGCCCCAGGCUGGAUCCCACACCCACAGGAGAAGCUCGGGGACUCGCAUUUUCACUAUCCCAGAAGGAAGCUCUAAGCCCAAGAGAGCCAAAGGGCGGGGCAAGCAGGAUGAGGAAGAGGAAGUUCCACACAGGCUGUCCUACAUAGAUGAGCAGGCAGAGACCCCCCAGCACCUGGUCUUUUUGUCACCUCACCGACCCCACAGAUAUGUAGAUGGGCACCAUGCCCCUCGUCGCCGUCUGCUGCCCCCCACCCCUGCAGGUCGGAAGGCUUCCUUCACCAUUCAGUGUCUGAGGCGCCAGCGCAGCUGUGAGGAUUUACCCAUCCCAGGCACCUAUCAUCGUGGGCGAAACUCAGGGCCAAGCAGAAUCCAGGGUUCCUGGGCAACCCCUCCUCAGCAGAGUCGACUCCUAUAUGCCCCACUGUUAUUGGUGGAGGAGGGUGCAGUGGGAGAAAGGUACAUUGGCAAAUCCAGCGGUUUGCUGCGGACCUUCACCUGUCUUCAUAUGCCUGGAACCCAUUCAGAGGCCAGCCAUGGCAAGAGGGGCAGUGCUGACAGCUUGGUGGAGGCUGUGCUCAUCUCUGAGGGGCUGGGUCUCUUCGCCCGAGACCCACGCUUCGUGGCCCUGGCCAAGCAGGAGAUUGCAGAUGCAUGCCACCUGACACUGGACGAGAUGGACAGUACAGCCAGCGACUUGCUGGCACAAGGGGCCAGCUCGCUCUAUAGCGAUGAGGAAUCCAUCAUCUCUCGCUUAGAUGAGGAAGACCUGGGAGAUGAGAUGGCCUGCGUCCAUGCCCUCUGA
Orycteropus afer afer is the source of this 5778-nucleotide messenger RNA. NCBI's taxonomy places the organism in Eukaryota, Metazoa, Chordata, Mammalia, Tubulidentata, Orycteropodidae. The record is from RefSeq and is a predicted model, not a curated record.